CUCUCGCUCGAGCACAAGCCUCAAGCUAGCUACCACCACCGAGCCAUCGACCGGCAGCCGGCCAGCAGCCAUGGACAUGAGCCUCGAGCACUCGAGCUCUGCCUCCUCCUCGUCCACGACCGAGCGCGGCGGGACGGCGUGGCCGUGGCCGCCGAAGCGCCCCGCGGGCCGCACCAAGUUCCGCGAGACGCGGCACCCCGUGUUCCGCGGCGUGCGCCGCCGCGGGAGCGCCGGCCGGUGGGUCUGCGAGGUGCGCGUCCCUGGCGACCGCGGCACGCGCCUCUGGCUCGGGACGUACUUCACCGCCGAGGCCGCCGCGCGCGCGCACGACGCCGCCAUGCUCAUGCUGCGCGGCCGUUCCGCCGCGUGCCUCAACUUCCGGGACUCCGCGUGGCUGCUUUCGGUGCCGCCCGCCUUCUCCAACCUCUCUGACGUCAGGCGCGCGGCCGUCCAGGCCGUCGCGGACUUCCUGCGCCGUCCGGAGGCCACCGGUGCCGCCGCUGGGGCGGCCCAGGAAGUCACGUCCAGCGUGGCCGUCCCGUCGGCGGCGGCGUGCAGCGUCCCCUCGUCUGAGACGGCGCAGACAUCCGGUGAUGCCACUUUUGAGGCGCCAGCCGCAUUAAACAUGGACAUGUUCGACCUCGACUGCUUGUUUGGGGAGACGGACUCGGACACGAACUACUACGCGGACCUUGCGCACGGCCUGCUCAUGGAGCCACCGCCUACCAUGGCCACCGGGGCGUACUGGGACAAUGGAGACUGCGCCGACACCGGAGCCGGAGCUGAUGUCGCGCUCUGGAGUUACUAGGAUCCGUUCUUCGUGUCUGCUCAGUCACUCCUCCCAUGGCCAAAAAAGAAAGAAAGAAAAAAAGAACGUACAAACAGUUUUCUCGCGGGCCCAGCUGCUACCGGGCCGGAGGGAGAUAGCGACAGCAUCGCGCGCUCUCACGCGUUCUUCGUUUCGAGUGUCUCCUUCCUUCCUUCCUUCCUUGUCGAUCCCUUAGCUAGAAUCAAGUGGUGUCCUGGUAGGAUCGAUGCGAUGCAUCACCUGAAUUAAACUAACACAGUAGCCCUCUUAGAGAUGGAGAUAUUCAUAAAAUUGUAACAUUGAGAUUUAUUUUGUCCAUAAACAUAUGGCUAUUAUGAGAUAUUGUUGAUCAU
Triticum aestivum (bread wheat) is the source of this 1161-nucleotide messenger RNA. RefSeq names its product dehydration-responsive element-binding protein 1H-like. Gene Ontology annotation, molecular function: DNA binding; DNA-binding transcription factor activity. NCBI's taxonomy places the organism in Eukaryota, Viridiplantae, Streptophyta, Magnoliopsida, Poales, Poaceae. Gene Ontology annotation, biological process: regulation of DNA-templated transcription. Bases 71 to 808 code for a protein of 245 amino acids. The record is from RefSeq and is a predicted model, not a curated record. The transcript has a single exon.